Molecule: messenger RNA, 1206 nt
Organism: Platichthys flesus (European flounder)
Lineage: Eukaryota; Metazoa; Chordata; Actinopteri; Pleuronectiformes; Pleuronectidae
Product: Galectin-related protein A-like
Exons: 4
Coding region: 75-512 (145 amino acids)
Molecular function (GO): carbohydrate binding
Source: RefSeq, a predicted model, not a curated record
UUUCACCAUCCUCUUCAUCAUCCUCAUCAUCAUCACAGCUCCCGAACCUCCACAGCGCAUCACCUCUGAGUGGAAUGGAAGAAAAGGACAAGAAAGAAAAUGGCGAGUUCACCGGAGAGAUAAAGGGAGGCAUGCGGCCUUCAAUGAAACUGGUUGUUAUGGGAAUUAUUGACAAAAAACCCAAGAUCAUCGAGGUGUCUCUGUCCAGUCAACCUCAGGACGAGGACACGGAGGCCGACGUGGGUCUGCAGUUGAAGGUCAACUUCGUGGACAGGGCCGUCCAACGCAACGCCCGACUGGCGGGAAAGUGGGGUCCGUCUGAGAACACCAUGUCCUUCUUUCCCUUUGCACCUGGAGAACCCUUCAAGAUGGAGAUCGUUUGUGAGCACCAGCAGUUCCGGAUCCUGGUGGACGGGCAGCCUCUGUGUGGCUUCACCCACCGGCUCUCCCCGCUCGCCUCCCUCACCUCCUUGCGAGUCCUUGGCGAUCUACAGCUCACCAAGGUGGCCUAGCAGCAGCAUCGCGCUCCCAGACAAACAACAUGAGGACGUCCCAGGGCUGCGUUUAUAAGAUUAGGACUAGCGCCACCUCCUGAGUGAAUAGAUUGACCCACGAUGGUGCUGUUGUGUUUCCAGACAAAUAGUUUAUACCCCUGCUUCGUAAUAACGUGCUAAGACAAAGUGCCUUCACUAGAUCACCUGUUUGAGGACUUGAUAGACAGAGUCAGAAUGUAACACUCAACCAACUGAAUGUGAUUUGAAUUGAAUUAAGUCUUAAACAAUGAGAUUUAAGCGACAAUAUUCCCCCCCCCAUUCGAUGGACAUUUGCACAAACCUGAUGCGUCGGUCUUUGUGCACUGAAACAAGAUUUCAGACGCGUGUCUUUAAUUUCUCCGGAGCUAACCUUCGAGAGCACGUACGUUUGCGAGCGCCUGCAUGAAGAUGAAUGUUGCUGGAACCAGCUGUGGCCGACUCGGUGCGGUAACAUGUCGGCGAGUGUGUUUGUUUCCAGAUUCCACACAGAGCUGGAAGGAUUAGUCCCACUUUCUGUUGUUGUACCAUUAACUUCAAUUCACUUAAAGGAUUUACUCACAAGCUACUGACUCCCCCUGGUUUCUGUAACUUUCUUUCACCUCCAGCACUUUUUAUGGGAACUUUAGAAAUUUACUUUACUUCACUGCAAUAAAUCACUUUUGUUGUUAUCUUU